Molecule: messenger RNA, 5478 nt
Organism: Leishmania braziliensis MHOM/BR/75/M2904
Lineage: Eukaryota; Euglenozoa; Kinetoplastea; Trypanosomatida; Trypanosomatidae
Exons: 1
Coding region: 1-5478 (1825 amino acids)
Source: RefSeq, a predicted model, not a curated record
AUGCUCUCCUUCCGCGAUAUCGCGCGCACCCCCGAUGACGCCGAUGUCCUGCAGACCAGCCUGGAGGAGCUGCACCGACGCCGCCACGCAAAGCAGCAGCAGCAGCAGCAGGAACGAGAGCGAGAGCGGCAGCAGCGAGAGGAAAAUCCGCUCUUAGACGAAGACGCGUACAGCUGGAGCGUCGCAGAUGAACUCUCCUACCGCCGUGAAGUGCUCAACACGUGGGCGCGGCAGUACCCAAAGCUGCGAGAGGCCGUUGCAUCUGUGGGCACUGUCGUGUCACCGCGGAACGCCGCACCAUGGGGCACCGCAGAUACAACCCCUGCGGCGAAAGCUGCUCCAGUGUUCUCUGUCGUUGAUGUUGUUCGUCCACUGUACCCGUCACUGUGGCGAAUACCAGCAGGUACCAUCCCGGCCAACUUUUAUACGCACAGCGCGGCCACUGUGGCGGUGAAAGACCACAGCACUCAGUCGUGUCUGGUACGUGUCCGAUGGGAAGCAAUACGGGCGAUGGACCCGUCCGGCAGCAUUCCCCACGCACAACCUCAGCCGCAGCGUGUGUUGGCGCGGUGGCCCCAAGGCAAGCCGGUAUCCGCCAAGGUAGCCGCGGUUCUGCGCUCCAUCGGCAUUGAGAAACGAAACUGUGGGCAAUGUGGCAAAAAUGUUCGGUGGCGGCAGCAGCAAGAUGAAGAGGAAGCGUCCCAGCGGCAGCCAGACUAUCGAGCGUGGGAUCAUCACUCAGCAGCGUCAGCGAAGCUUUUCGGCAAUCGAGCGAGUAGCGCAGACAGCGCCAAAUCCGCCAUCAAGGUGGUUGCAGUAAACAAGCCCGACUCGAGAGUUAUGGCGGCUAGUGCUGGAGUCGAAGACGACGGCAACAGUGGCGGUGGCAGCGCUGCCGAUGCAUCUGAGAGCGCAUUGGGCCACGAGCUGUACUGGCCGGCACACAUCACCCGCAUUCGGGCACUCUUCAUGGGCGCAGCGUAUCUGCAGGACACCUUCCACGGCCUCAGUCAGUUGCAGCAGUACGAACGGUUUGAGCCAGUGCUCGCCUCGGCACUGGUAAGCCCACUACGCAUUGUUGUCGACGUGGUCUAUGCCAUUGAUGAGACCAGUGAGGCGCUCGGUCUGUCCAUCGACCCCCUCGUCCAGGUCGACACGACGACGUCUUUGAAGGCGUGCAAGGACGCGCCAACCAGCCGAGACUGCGAUGGACUGCGAAGUACCAGCCUGGAUAGUAGAAGCGACAGCAUCACACCUAGCCGCGGUAGCAUGGCUGCUCGUCGUGGCACCCUCUCUCCACGGGAGGCGCUCGCCGCAGUGGUGGAAGACGAGUGUCCUGUGCUUCUUCCCUCGUCACUACCGCCGGUGCUGUCCGACCUGAACUACGGCUUCAUGGCGACAUCGACGACUGCUGGUACUGCUGCUGGCGGCAGCGGCACUGCAGAGAGUCAACGGGUCGCCUCCCAGCGGAUGUCCCUUACAGACGACCCCAUCACCGCCAACGCCGCAGCACUGUGUCGCAGCACCCUCUCCACCAGCCCGUUGCCCCUCUACACCAUUUUGGCUGGUCCUGUGACCCAGACGCAUUCGAUCGUGCUUCUCCGCCCCACCCCAGACGUCGUGUGCACUGCCCGUGCACGCGCUUUGGAGGAGCUGGAGCAGCGGUGGAGGCGGCUUCGUCAGGCCCUCGCUGACCGACUUGUCACAUACGAAGAACAAGCGCCGACUGUAGCUGUCGUGCAGUCGUCAGCCCAGGCUACAUCACCCGCCCCAGUGCUGACUACGCCACCGGCAGCCACCACCACCACCACCCCGAGCGAGUCACUCUCGCAGCGGCGCUCGCUGUCGCCCUCGGCUAUCCUUACCGUGGAACUGCCCGACGUUGACACGUACGUCAGUCCGCUCAUCGACUGCAGUCCACAGCAGGACGAGGGACUGCCUGCGAAGCCGGCCGGUGCCAAGUCGGUGAUGAAAGGGGAGAUGCAGUAUUCGACGCGAGUGCCACAACUGCAGGGUGGACGUCUGCCACGGCAACCGCUUACAUAUCGGGUUGACAGCGCUCACGAUGUGUACGGAAGACGGCUGCAGCUUUCCUUUACCUCGUUGCGGCCGUCGCCAGCAGACACCGACCUGUGCAGUGCUGAGCACGGCGCGCACAACUCCAAGUCGCGCGCGCGCUCACAGCCAAGUCGCGCGAGUCAAUCUCCGCGUGGCAGCGACGCACGAGACGACGGGACGUGGGCUGCAGCAGCGGCACCGUGGUCCGUGCCCACGCCGCCCAAGUCGCCACUCCCUUCUCAGCUAUCUCCGUCCACGCCUCGGCAGACUCGCACCCCGCGCGCGGAUCAGGGAGCCUCGAGCAAAGAUGACGGCACAACUGCCGCUGCUGCGCCUCACCGUGACGCCAUGACUGCGCGAACGCCGCAGUGGGCGCGCGCUCCAGUGAGUCCAACCUCCGUUUGCUCGCUGGCUUCGACCGAUGGACUGGACGCACCCUACAACAAUGUGCCGUUCUCAAGCACGGAGGGCUUGCACAGCGCACUGCCUCCGCAUGGUCGGCGAGCAGAAACAGAGGAAAGCCGCGUCAUCUCAGCUGCUGUGCGCUCCGCCGGGGAGUGGCUACGACUAAGGCAGGCUGUGGCGCGCGCGCAGCGGCAGCCAGCCGCUUCGCCACAACCGCACCUACCCACCCUUACCAUUGAACCACGCUCGCCAAUGUCAUCGGAUGCAUUUCGGCUGGCAAACAACACCGGCCGCGUUAGCACUGCCGCAGCCACUGACUUCCUAGACAAAGCGCCGUCAUCAUCAGCCUUUCUGCCGCCUCGACGCCGCAGCCACGACGGUGACGACAGCCCGCAUCAUCGCAGGCGCAGCGAGAUGGAGUCUUGUUUGGUCGUCAUCGCCUCUUCGCGGACGGUGCCGGAGGGGCAACCGAUGACGGCGCUGCAAGAAGCGUGCGUGACGCCGCACCUUUCGUUGGAUGUGCACCACACGAUUAGCGACUCUGCACAUCAACAGAGCAGCACCGGCAGGGAUGGUGGCGUUGAGCGAGUGUCACCGCGCUCUGGCCGAGACGGGGAAGCGCCACCGACCCUUCUGCAGCUCCACUCGCGGGUGAGCAAAGGAGGGACGCUUAUAAUCCCCCACCUCAGCACCUGUGACGCCGCCUCCACGCCGACCAUGCACUCUUCCACUCCGUCGAUCCCCCCUUCCCCACCACCACACGCAGCUUCGCCCUCAACUCGAAUGAGCAUUUCUGCUGGUGCCACAGCACAGCCGCACGCUGAGGAUAACGGUCAGCCGCUGUCUAGUGUACGCCACACCAUCCGCCAGCAGUCUCGGAUACUCCUGUAUCACCCCGAUGCUGCUAGCAGUCGUGGCAACACCACGUACACGUCAGCCCAGCCCUCAGCCACGCCACCACCGGUGCUGUCGUCGGAAUCACCGCUGCAGCGCUCCCCAACGGUGAGCAGCACGAUGAGAGAGAGCUGCGGCGCCAGCGAUGAACCCCGCUCUGCUCUUACCCAUAUAUCACAGCCAGGGAAGGUGGCCUUAGUAGACUGCAAGGAGAAUGAGAAGGCACCCACCGCACCACAAGCGGCAUGUGCAACUGCCUCGGCAUCCUCCAGCUCGGGCGAUGAUCCCCCUAUGCUCAGCGGCACAGCGGCGUAUCUGUCCAACAUCCUGAUGGGUCCCCUCUUCGCUGCUGCUGCCGUCCAGAGGGCGUCCGCAAGUCGGCGAGCAGGCGCCGUUGCGUCGUCGUCGCCUCUGCCGACGCAAGCGGCGGCGCGCGAGUCACACAGCGAUCCUGCCUUGACAUCCGGCCCUCAGUCGUCUUCCUUACCCGCGUCGUCAGCGGCAGUGGCAGCGCCACGGGCACAUGUGCACUCGGUAUCGUCGCUACCGCAGCAGAAGGACGACGCGAUUGCCUCGAGCAACGAUCGCAACCACACCUGCGGCGCGGCCCCUGUGACAUCACCAAGUAGUGGUGCGGCGGUCGAGAAAGCGGAUCCGCAGCGGCCUCGCCGCCAGACCUCUCCGCUUCAGAGCAACACCAAUAUGGUGGGUGCAACGACCGCUUCAGUGAACCACCAAGUGGCCCAAGGCGGCAGUAGCCACACUAGUGACGCAGUGACAAGCGCUGAAAGCCCUCUGCCGCGCCGCCCUCAGUCACCGGCGCCGCCGUCAGUAGCAGGGGGGAACCAUGACACACGUGAAGCGGCGUCAACCUCGAUUUCCCCAUCGUCUGUGAAACCGCAGCCUUCAGCGGUGCGCGCAGACGUCACUAGCGCCGCGAGCCGCGCCAGGGGUGACCCAAGACUAUCUAGUCGUUUCGGGGUGAGCUCCAGCAGCCGAAAAGAUCACAGACAUGCGCUCCCAGAAGCACCAAAGACGGAAACCCCUCCCUCGACCGACGGUGACGCAGGAGACUCGCUGCGGCGACAUCAGCAGCAGCAGCAGCAGCACGCCGGCCUUGUGUCUGUGGCAGUGUCACGUGACGUUCUGUCCGAAUCCGGCAACCGCGAAGUAGAGCUGCCGGAACAACCGGUGCGCGUGUCGGGUGGGCUGACCUCGUGCUCAACUCCACAGCUACAGAAUCCAUACGUUAUCACCGCCAACGCGUCCGUCGCAGCGCCCGUUAGCUCCUGCGAGUUGGAGACGAACCUUGAGAACCUCAACCAGCCCAUGCACUCGAGUCGGGAGGAGUUGCCAGCGGCACAUCGGCAAGCCACAAACGCGAUACCAAGCCGCACAGCCAGCACGGACGUGCGUUCGUCGAAGCGGUCGGCCCAUCCACGUCACCGCCCUCUCAGUGAUGCAGUGCAAGCGAGUGCAACAUCUUCAUCCUCCCCCACGUUGUCUGCGUCAGCGCUGCCGCUACCGAAGAACCCGCGUCCCGCGCAGUGCAGAUUGUGGCGUAUGCAAUCCAUGAUCGUGGGAAGCACGGGCAACGAAAAAUUGGACGGGGUAGACCCGGUGGCGCCGGUCCCAUGCAGGCGACACACUGCUCCUCCACUUGCCACCUCGUCAGCGAGCUGGGCCUUCUCAGACCCUUCGAUCUCGCUAUUGUCCUCCUGGGUGGCCUCGUCGCGUGGCACGUCGCCUGCUCCCCAGGCGAGUAGUCAUUCCUCGCGAAGUAGCCGUGGCGGCGAAGGAAGGACUCUCGUCGCUCGCUCACACCAACGCACGUCCUCCUCGCAGUCCGGCCGUCAACACCAUCAUGACGUCAUCACGCUCUCACAGUCGCCGUCCACUACACGCAGACACAGAGUCCUCGUGCGCCGCGUGGUGCGUCGGCACCGCAGCGAAGUAUUCGUGGAAGAAGGUGGCACGUUAGUAUACCGCGCCCCCAUGGUGGCGUCGCACCACCUGCGCAGCGACGAGGGCAGCGGCAACGGCGAGAACGACACUGCAGCGCCGCUUCUGCUGUCCUCGUCGCUGGACACGAGAGCCGCGAGCUCCCACAGAGUACGCUGA